Dermochelys coriacea (leatherback sea turtle) is the source of this 2618-nucleotide messenger RNA. It is a transcript of the gene GALNT8, whose product is annotated as polypeptide N-acetylgalactosaminyltransferase 8. Gene Ontology annotation, cellular component: Golgi apparatus. The record is from RefSeq and is a predicted model, not a curated record. The transcript is spliced from 10 exons. Lineage: Eukaryota; Metazoa; Chordata; Testudines; Dermochelyidae. Bases 1 to 1593 code for a protein of 530 amino acids.
AUGAUCAGGAUACACAGUAGUGCAGAGCUGAAGGAGAAGAGGCACAUGUACCAGAAGGCGGAGAGAGGAAAACUGUCGCUCCGGUGCUGUGCCCCAGACCUGCCAUUUUUAGAAGAAGUUCGACGCUAUCCUACGUGGCGACCCCACCUCCACUGCCAAGAGCACCGCAGAUACUUCGGCAGCUGUAAAAAGAAAAAAUAUUCCCACGACCUCCCGACACUUAGUGUCGUUCUCAUAUUUAUGAAUGAGGCAAUGUCGAUCAUCUUGCGUGCAAUUACCAGUAUAAUUAACCGAACUCCUUCUCAUUUGCUGAAAGAAAUUGUCCUGGUAGAUGAUUACAGCUCAAAUGAGGAUCUAAAAGGAAAUUUGGAUGAACAGAUAAAAAAAUACAAUGCAAAGCAUCCUGGAUUGCUAAAAAUUGUGAGGCAUCAGAAGAGAGAAGGCCUAACACAAGCUCGGAUUUCUGGCUGGGAAGCGUCUACUGCUGAUGUUGUUGCAAUCUUGGAUGCCCAUAUUGAAGUAAAUGUCGGAUGGGCUGAACCUAUUCUGUCUCGAAUCAAAGAAGAUCGCACUGUUAUAAUAUCUCCAGUAUUUGACAAUGUUCGCUUUGACGACUUUGAACUUCUUGAGUAUGCUGUGGCUGCAGAUGGAUUUGACUGGGCACUAUGGUGUCUCUAUGAACCAUUACCAAGGGAAUGGUUUGAGCUCAAAGAUGAAACGGCUCCAGUCCGGAGUCCUUCUAUUAUGGGGAUACUUGCUGCACAUAGAGUGUUUCUGGGUGAGAUUGGGGUACUGGAUGGUGGAAUGCAUAUAUAUGGAGGGGAAAAUGUGGAACUUGGCCUGCGGGUUUGGCAGUGUGGUGGUCAGAUAGAAGUCUUGCCCUGUUCAAGAGUUGCUCACCUGGAAAGAGCGCACAAACCCUACUUGCUGGACUUGAGCAUUGCUGUGAGACGCAACGCCCUGAGAGUGGCUGAAGUGUGGAUGGAUGACUAUAAAUACAUGGUUUAUUUCGCAUGGAAUCUUCCUGUUGAGAAUCCAGGAAUAGACUAUGGAGAUGUUUCUUCCAGAAAGGAGCUAAGAAAGAAACUGAACUGUAAAAGCUUUGACUGGUACAUAAAGAACGUUUAUCCUAAUUUAAUACCUUUGACCACCAUUGUUGGCUACGGAACAAUGAAAAACACUCUGAAUGAGAACAUCUGCAUAGAUCAAGGCCCUGUCCCAGGAAACACUCCAAUAAUGUAUGGCUGUCAUGCUUACUCACCACAGCACUUGUUUUAUCUCAGCACUGGAGAAAUGUAUAUAGGAGGCCUACGAUCUCGACAGACUACAGUAGAUCGGUGCCUAACUGACCCUGGCACAGGGGACCUGCCAUUUAUAGAGCAAUGUAAUGAGGCUGUGAAAAAGGGACUGAACAUGCAUUGGGAUUUUAAGCAGGGAUCAUCCGUGAUGAACAAGAAAACUAAGAGAUGCCUCGAAAUUGUAAAGGACAAUCCAUCUUCGCCUGCCAGACUUGUAAUGCAGAACUGCAGUGGACAAAAAUGGAAUAUUCAACAUACAGUUAAGGAUUGGGGUAAGAGAAGUGCUCUGAGAUAGCUUAUUUAUCCCAACCAACAGAUGACUUGGCAUUGACUCUAGGAAGCGGGGAAAUUGGGAUCACCAGGAAAACAUUUUCUUCAGAGGUUUCCAAAGAAGAGCAAGACUUCUAUGUUGCUAGGAUACAGAUUAUCUUGGGUAGACUCUAUAACAUUUUGGAGAGCAUAUAAUGGGUAUGAAGGAAUGUAUGCUCUGAAUUAUGGGAGGAUAUGGGCACAUAAACAGGAGGGUGACGGACACGUACCAGUUAGUUAUCGUUGUGUGUAUUUAAGUUGGCAGUCAGUGAGGACAAACUGGAACCAAAGACUGGAUGAGAGAAAAUUUAUCUUGUGUAGACCACUUGGGCAGGAGUUUGAAGAUUCUGUGGUAGAGGGGAAACUAAGGAAAUGCAAACAGAGAUGUUGUUAUAAAGCAGGGGUUCUCAAACUGGGGGUAGCAAGGUUAUUAUAAGGGGGGCAAUCUCUCAGCCUCCACCCGAAACCCCGCUUUGCAUCCAGCAUUUAUAAUGUUAAAUAUAUAAAAAAGUGUUUUUAAUUUAUGGGGGGGUCACACUCAGAGGCUUGCUAUGUGAAAGAGGUCACCAGUAUAAAAGUUUGAGAACCCCUGUUAUAAAGAAUGUAUUAUUCAGAGGUGACCAGGACCUACAGCUCCCAUUAAUUUCAGUUGGAAAGCCGGGUAUUCAGUACCUCUCAAAAUCAGAACCAAGGUUUUUUGUUUGUUUUUUUACAAUGUGACCCUUCUAAAUAAGUGGCCUGAUUUUCAAAAAUGUUGAGCUCCCAUUGAAAUCAAUAAACUACUUGCACUGGCCUCUUAUUUUUGAAGAUCUUGGUUGAGACUUAUACAUGAUAUCUGUACCCUGCCUUUUAUAUUCAGGGGCCCUUCAGUGGAUGGGAAAUUACCCUGAUUUCAGCUUGACCUUUAUACACUAAUAUCCAGAGAUGAGCUGCCAAAAUAUUAACAACAGGUUCCCUCCUCACCCCACGAGGGGGUCGUUGCCCAUCCCUGCCCCCCAGGACUCUUGCCCC